GGCUCCUGUGGCCGCGCUGGCUGCCCGCGCGCCCGACACGCCGGCGUCCACCCACGCCCCCGAGGGGGUGGAGCCGCGGCCAGAGGCGGGUCCGCAGCUGGCGGCGCCCGGCCCGGGGGCGGGGGCUGUGGCAGCAGCUGCAACGGCGGCGGCGGCAACAGCGCCAGGAGGUGCUGCAGCAGAGGCGGUGGUUGCUCCUGGAAGCGUCAGCGCCGCGCAGCCGGAGCCGCAGCCCGGAGGCGCCGGGUGGUGCGCUGGGUGUUGUUGCUGCUGCUGCCGGCCCGCCGCCUCCCGGACCUCCGCUGCCCCCGGGGCCCCGGUUGCCGCCUGCUCCCCUAUCGAUCCCACCCGCGUGUGCGCCCCAGCCAGGACGCCGCCCCCGGCCGGGUCUUCACUUCUCAGCCGCGCCUCCUAUGACAGCGCCCGCUCGAAGAUGGCUGCGAAGGGCGCGCACAGCUCCCACCUGAAAGUGGAGGGCGAGCUGGAGCGCUGCCGCGCCGAGGGCCACUGGGACCGCAUGCUCGAACUGGCCCGGCAGCUGCAGACGCUGGGCGUGUCUGGCGGCGGAAGCCGGCGAUCCAGCCCCAGUUCCAGGUUCAACUUUUUAGACGCCGAUGAUUUUGGGAAAUUGCUGCUAGCUGAAGCCCUCCUGGAACAGUGUCUGAAGGAGAACCAUGCCACAAUAAAAGACUCCAUCCCUUUGUCAGAGAAGAAUGACCAGAGAAUGAGUGAAGUCAAAAAUUAUCUGAGCAGUAUCCUGAACCACGGGAAGUUGCCGCCGCAGUACAUGUGUGAGGCCAUGCUAAUCCUGGGAAAACUGCAUUAUGUGGAAGGCUCAUACCGAGACGCCAUCAGCAUGUACGCCCGCGCCGGCAUCGACGGCAUGUCCAUGGAGCACAAGCCCCUGUAUCAGAUGCGGCUGCUAGCGGAGGCUUUUGUCAUCAAAGGCCUCUCCCUAGAACGCCUACCCAACUCCAUUGCUUCGCACUACCGCCUGACCGAGAGGGAGGAGGAGGUGAUCGCCUGCUUUGAGAGGGCCUCUUGGAUCGCCCAGGUGUUUCUGCAGGAGCUGGAAAAGACCAUGAAUAACAGCACAUCCCGGCAUCUAAAAGGCUCUCACCUGGUCGAGUAUGAGCUCACCUACUUCCUAGAAGCUGCCCUCCAGAGUGCCUAUGUGAAGAACCUGAAGAAGGGGAACAUCGUGAAGGGCAUGAGAGAGCUCCGGGAGGUGCUGCGCACUGUGGAGACCAAAGCCACGCAGAAUUUCAAAGUGGUGGCGGCCAAGCACCUGGCGGGGGUCCUGCUGCACUCCCUGAGUGAGGAGUGCUACUGGAGCCCCCUGUCACACCCCCUGCCCGAGUUCAUGAGCAAGGAGGAGAAUGCCUUCAUCAUGCAGGCCCUGCGGAGACCGCACCUCUACGAAGGAGACAACCUCUACUGUCCAAAGGAUAACAUCGAGGAAGCGCUCCUGCUCCUUCUCAUCAGCGAGUCCAUGGCAACCCGGGACGUGGUGCUGAGCCGGGCGCCUGAGCAGGAGGAGGACCGCACAGCGAGCCUGCGCAAUGCUGCAGCCAUCUACGACCUCCUGAGCAUCACGCUGGGCAGGAGGGGCCAGUACGCCAUGCUGUCAGAGUGCUUGGAGCGAGCCAUGAAGUUUGCGUUUGGAGAAUUCCACCUUUGGUACCAAGUGGCCCUCUCCAUGGUGGCUUGUGGGAAGUCUGCCCACGCCGUCUCGCUGCUGCGGGAGUGCAUGAAGCUGCGGCCCUCGGACCCCACUGUGCCUCUGAUGGCUGCUAAGGUCUGCAUCGGGUCCCUGCAUUGGCUGGAGGAGGCGGAGCGCUUCGCCCUGAUGGUGACUGACCGUGGGGAGGAAGUUGGCGAGUUCCUCCCCAAGGGCUACUUGGCACUGGGGCUCACCUAUAGCCUGCAGGCCAGUGAUGCCACCCUGAAGGCCAAGCAAGAUGAAUUACACCGGAAGGCGCUGCAGACACUGGAGAGAGCCCAGCAGCUGGCACCUGACGAUCCCCAGGUCAUCCUGUAUGUCUCCCUGCAGCUGGCCCUCGUCCGCCAGAUCUCCAAGGCCAUGGAGCAGCUGCAGGAGGCCCUGACGGUGUGCAGGGACAAUGCCAAUGCCCUCCACCUGCUGGCCCUGCUCUUCUCUGCCCAGAAGCACCACCAGCACGCCCUGGAUGUCAUCAACAUGGCCAUCACCGAGCACCCCGAGAAUUUCAACCUGAUGUUCACCAAGGUGAAGCUAGAGCAGAUGCUGAAAGGUCCAGAGGAGGCCCUUGUGACGUGCAGACAAAUGCUGCAGCUGUGGCAGACCCUGUACAGCUUCACACAGCUGGGGGGCAUGGAGAAGGAUGGCAGCUUUGGUGAGGGCCUCACUAUGAAGAAACAGAGUGGCAUGCACCUGACUCUCCCUGACGCCCAUGACGCAGACUCCAACUCUCAGCGGGCCUCAUCCAUCGCAGCCUCACGGCUUGAGGAGGCCAUGUCGGAGCUGACCGUGCCCGCCUCAGUGAUGAAACAGGGCCCUAUGCAGCUGUGGACCACGCUGGAGCAGAUCUGGCUACAGGCUGCUGAGCUGUUCAUGGAGCAAAAGCACCUCAAGGAAGCCAGCUUCUGCAUCCAGGAGGCUGCGGGCCUCUUCCCCACCUCUCACUCGGUGCUCUACAUGCGGGGCCGGCUGGCAGAGGCCAAGGGCAACUUGCAGGAGGCCAAGCAGCUGUAUAAGGAGGCACUAACAGUGAACCCUGACGGGGUGCGCAUCAUGUACAGUCUGGGUCUCACGCUGAGUCAACUGGGCCACAAGAGCCUGGCCCAAAAGGUGCUGCGGGACGCCGUGGAGAGGCAGAGCACCUGCCACGAGGCCUGGCAGGGCCUGGGGGAGGUGCUGCAAGCACAGGGUCAGAAUGAGGCUGCUGUGGACUGCUUCCUCACCGCCUUGGAGCUGGAGGCCAGCAGCCCCGUGCUGCCCUUCUCCAUUAUUCCCAGGGAGCUCUGAGCAGAGCCCAGCGCAGCAGCAGGAGGAGGGAAGGCAUGGCCCUGGUAUGGGGCAGCCAGGCACGCCACCACGAGGUGUGGGGAAAAUACAUCAGUCGUGAGCACU
Ochotona princeps (American pika) is the source of this 3112-nucleotide messenger RNA. RefSeq names its product tetratricopeptide repeat domain 7A (gene TTC7A). The record is from RefSeq and is a predicted model, not a curated record. Bases 434 to 3007 code for a protein of 857 amino acids. Gene Ontology annotation, biological process: phosphatidylinositol phosphate biosynthetic process; protein localization to plasma membrane. Gene Ontology annotation, cellular component: plasma membrane. The transcript is spliced from 20 exons. Lineage: Eukaryota; Metazoa; Chordata; Mammalia; Lagomorpha; Ochotonidae. Gene Ontology annotation, molecular function: protein binding.